Clonostachys rhizophaga is the source of this 1368-nucleotide messenger RNA. NCBI's taxonomy places the organism in Eukaryota, Fungi, Ascomycota, Sordariomycetes, Hypocreales, Bionectriaceae. The record is from the annotation of a GenBank genome assembly.
AUGGAUUUGGACAUGCGAAGAGUCUCACAAUUAUUCAAGUACCAGUCCAGGUAUGCAAUUUAUGAUGGCCAAUAUUCCCAACAACAUAUCAACUACGAGCCACUUAGUCGACCCCCAACUCGUUUCAUUGAUGUAAGGGGUGGAAUUGGAGACAACAUACGCCUCAUCCAUGGAAAGGAUAUGCAGUCUCCGAUUUUCUUCGCUCUAAGUCAUCGUUGGGGUGAUAAGCAUGAACAUCAAUUCGGCUGCACGCUGCCAAGCAAUGUAAAACAUCGGUUCAAUGGAAUCAAUCUAGGCGAACUUCCAGGGAACUUCCAAGAAGCCAUCGAGAUAGCCAAAGCAAUGGGCGUACGAUACCUGUGGAUUGAUUUACUGUGCAUAGUUCAAAUGGACAGCGACGACUGGAAACGGGAAGCUGUGCGAAUGGAGCAGAUGUAUAGCAAUGCCUCCUGCGUCCUCGCCGCUUCCUCCUCGAAUUCUUCAAUUGAGGGGUUCCUCAAAAACUCGCGUGAGAAGCGGCCCUAUGUCUCAGUCAAGUCUCCAAGGCGUAAAAUAGUCUAUGUUUGCAAAGACAAAGAUGACUUCCACACAGAUGUGGAACGCUCGAUUCUCAACUCAAGAGGCUGGGUCCUCCAAGAGAGAGCGCUCGCUCGGCGGAUAAUUCAUUUUACGAAAAACCAAGCAUAUUUUGAAUGUGGAAACGGAAUACACUGCGAGAGCUUGAUAAAAGGUAACAAUGGCAAGGCGACGUUACUCGGCGACUCUAAUUUCCCGAGAUCGGCCGAAUCAUUCAACAAGACGGUGAAGAUCGUUAUCAUGCAAAACUUGUAUAAGCAAUAUUCAACACUAAGAUUCAAGUUUUCCCAAGAUCACUCUGUUGGUAUUUCUGGGUUGGAAAGGCGGCUCACAUCCGCAUACGAUACACGCGGGGGAUAUGGUAUCCUCGAAGCAUACUUGGAACGCAGAUUACUCUGGAAAAGAGAUGAGGCAAAAUACCUAGAGCGGAUUCAGUUUCCAUCAGGGAGAAGCCUGUCCUCGUGGUCGUGGAUGGCCUACAGCGGGACCAUCACGUACGUUGAGGUCGGGUUCAACGAGGUCGACUGGACCAAUGAAUACAUCUCGCCUUUUGCAUCGCUCACUCAAAGUAGCAACAAGCGAUAUUGGGAAGCAACUAGUGAAACCAGAAUGCCAGCGCUUGAAGUCAGCAAAGUGAGACCAUUGACGACCAGGUCCAGCCUCGACCAGGUGCUAGCUAAUAUUAGUUUCGAUGUCGCAGGGGUAGGAUGCGCAUUACAGGAUUUGCGUUGCGUUGUCUUGGGUAAACGCAAGAAGACAAUGGGGAUCACCUUUUGCCUUGCUACGUGUUGA